Carassius carassius (crucian carp) is the source of this 2439-nucleotide messenger RNA. Its product is annotated as proline-rich transmembrane protein 3-like. Lineage: Eukaryota; Metazoa; Chordata; Actinopteri; Cypriniformes; Cyprinidae. The annotation marks the transcript as partial. The record is from RefSeq and is a predicted model, not a curated record. The transcript has a single exon.
ACAGUUACCUCAAAAAUAUUUCCUCUCCCUCUUUUGCCUUUCACAGGUAUACCAACUUUUCUAAGGACUGCCUCCCCUCUCCCAACUGGACAUGGCAAUAUUUUUUUCUCAGAAAAUGAUGGAAGAUUUACAGAGAAGGACCAGUUAGUCUCACAGAGAAUAGUCCCAUCUCUCAAGUUAAACUCUCAACAUCAAGAUCAGAACAAUGAUGAAAAAUCUGGCGCAACAAAUGGGAGCUUUUUAGUAUGGGCGGACUUAAAACUCACACUUUCAUUUGCAUGGGAGCUGCAUGUAUUUGGUUCUGCUGCCCUUUUCCUUCUACUAACUGCUGGCUCAGCCCUUGGUUUAGCAUUAACUCCCAGCUUGUACUGCCCUCACCGUGAUGAACUGGUACUCACCAAUAGCCUCUUGCUAGUAGUAGGUGCAGUUAGAGCAGGCCACUUCUUGCUCGACCCAUAUGGGACUCGGCUCCUCCUGCCACCUCCUGUUGUAAUAGCUUUAUACACGCAGCCGUUACCACUGUUAAUCCUGGCACAGGCUGCAAUAGUGAUACUGGUACUAAAAGAGACAGGUGUAACCUGCAUUCCACUAACACUUCAGCGCCCCCCUCUGUUGGGAGUGUUAGCUGUUUUCCAGUGCACUCUCCUACUUGCUGCAGACUUACUUUCCCCUGCACUUUCUCCUGCUGUUCCCAUUGUCCUACAGAGCCUCACGUUGACUGCAGGCCUGGUACUGUGUUUAGGCUACCUUUUCCUGGCACUGCCAUGCUUCUCUCAAACACAUGCUGCUUGUGGAGUAAAUAAGGCAAAGGGAGAAGGAAAGGUGCGGGUUUUAGCACGAGUACUGGCGGUGUGUGCUUUCCUUGGGGCACUUUGCUGUCUUUUGCACAUUUAUGCCUGCUUGUGGCUCUAUGGACUACUAGGAGACUGGCGGCACUUCCGUUGGGCAUGGUGGCUCUGUCAGUUCUGGGUGCGACUGUUGGAGCUUGCUUGGGCUUUCUGUCUGCUUCUGAUGUCUUCCUGGGUCUUCUGGAGACCCAACCAAGCCCACAUAUGUGGAGCACCUAGACAGGAAGGAGCUGCUACUGAAAGCUUGCCAUUACCAUCUCAGUCAUCAAAUUCUAAUAGCAGACACACAUGCUGGGCGAAGUUUGUGCAGAGCCUCAAGGUAAGGCAACAAAGGAAAUCUGAAAGCAAUGGGAUUGGAGGGUCAAAUAGUGGUGCAGUGACCAUAGAGUUGCCUAACAACUGGGCAGGACAGGAGCUAUCAGGGGCAGACAUUAGCAAGAGACUCAUACGAAAUUGUGAUCCACUCCAAGACAGCAAUAAUUUACGCAAUCUGCAAAGCUUUGCAGGGGGCUCUGCAGGUUCAUUGCUAAGGUUGCAGGCACUUGCUCAGCCACAUCAGUGCUCUUUAAGUAGCAGUUUGGACAGGGACAAGGAGUCAGCCAUCUCACUCUGUGAUUUUGACCUGCGCCCUCCAACCCCAAUUGACCUCAGCCGCAGUAUUGAUGAGGCACUUCAUCGUGAGCAUAUAUUAAGGGGUGAAAGUUUGUUUCAGCCACUGCGACCACCAUCACUUCCUCCAUCUUCACACCUGUGGAUGCGACAGAAUAGUGAGCCCCAAAUCACACUAUCAUUGAGCAGUGAUGAACACACAUUGUUCACAGAGUCCUCUGCAGGUCUGGAUCGCUCCAUUCCUAGUGCUGUGCCUAGUCGACAAGUCACAGCACCCCCUACACCCACUCAUCAGGGCUUUCGUUGGGUCUCUGAGGCACAAGUGCCUUCCUCUUUGUCCUGCCCUGUCUCACUGCACCAUUCCCCAAGCACAAGCUCUACACAUAUACCCAGCACAGAAAACACAAGGUUGUUUCUAACCCCUGACCUUGAAAUUUCGCAAUCAAAUACCAGAGGGGGGCAAAGUUACUUGAAAGUCAGUCUGAAAAAUGAAUCAGCCUGUGUCAGCAGUGACAUUAUUGACAUUUGAACUUCAUGACUCAUAGCAACUCCAGAUUAUAACACAUUCACAUUCUCAAAAAAGUAGAGAUUAUACAUUGAAUCAUGACUUGCAGUCCAGUUGUUGUAUAAUGGCACUUUAAAGGAAGAGGAACACAUUGUUGCAAGUCGCUCAUUCUCAUUUUUUCCUUCAAAAGUCUUGUUUACAGUAAUGCAUAUACUAUAGAUAUCUAAGGGGCAGUGGUUCUUAAUCCUAGUCCUGGGACCCACCACUCUUUACAUUGAAUGUCUUCCUUAUCUGACACACUCAGUUCAAUUCAUGGAGCUCUAACCCAAUGAGCUGAUGAUCUGAAUCAGGUGCGUUUAAAUGAGGAAAACAUGCAGAAUGUGCAAAGCAGGGGGUCCCCAGGACCAGGAUUAAGAACCACUGCAAUGGGGCAAGGUAUACCAGAGACAUAAAUCUGAAGCUUGUAUUUGCUAUAAU